CGACAACAAUGAAUUUGGGUCAAACGAUAACAUUUACACUAACAGGACUGUCAGGGCUCUGAGCUGUAAUGUAACACUACAGUGUUUAUGCUGAGGCAGGUUUUUCGUCGGCUGCAGUUCGCUAGCUCCGUUCAGGAACAACAGCUUUGUCCUUGUAAAGAAACAGCAAGAAAAUACUGUCAGCGAAUAAGCGAACAUGGCAAUUAACAAAUCCAAGAUCGCUAAUGGGUUCAUAUUGGCAGGUAGUCUGGCUGUGUUUUUCGGGACAGUUCUAGCUUUUGUUGGGCCGCUUAUAAUUGACGACCAGAUAGUAAAGAACACCGUGAUUGACCCAAGCAAUGAGCUCUCCUACACCAUGUGGAAGGAUAUCCCUGUGCCAUUCUUCAUGUCUGUCUACUUCUUUAAUGUCCUCAACCCUCAAGAGAUACUGAAAGGAGAAAAGCCCAUGGUGGAGCAAAAAGGGCCUUAUGUGUACAGAAAACGCUGUCAGAAGGACAACAUCACAUUUCAUCCCAAUGAUACAGUGUCCUACAAGGAAUACCGUACGUACUACUUCGAGCCAAGUAUGUCUGCAGGAGAUGAGUCUGAUGUUGUGACAAUUCCAAACAUGUUGGUGCUGGGUGCUGCAGUGAUGAUGGAAAAGUUGCCCUAUGCAGUGCGUUUAAUGAUAAGUGCCACUUUCAAGACCUUCAAAGAGGGGCCCUUUUUGACCAAGACAGUAGGGGAGCUGAUGUGGGGUUAUGACAGUGGCCUGGUCGACUUCCUCAAUAAAUACCUGCCUGGGAUGCUGCCUUCAUCAGGAAAGUUUGGCCUCUUUGCUGAAUUCAACAACUCCAAUACUGGCCUGUUCACUAUCUUCACUGGAAAAGAUGACAUCAGGAACGUCCAUAAAGUGGAUUCUUGGAAUGGCCUGACAGAGCUGAACUACUGGCGAACUCCUCAGUGCAACAUGAUCAAUGGAACAGCUGGACAGAUGUGGCCUCCGUUCAUGACAAAAGAAACCACUCUUCCUUUCUACAGCCCUGACGCCUGCAGAUCUAUGGAACUUGUGUAUCAGCGUCCAGGCAAGAUGAAGGGGAUCCCGUAUUACCGAUAUGUUGCACCCACAACGCUGUUCGCCAAUGGGACAGAGUACGCUCCCAAUGAAGGGUUCUGUCCUUGUCGACAGUCGGGCCUGCUCAACGUCAGCAGCUGCCGCCACAAUUCUCCAGUUUUUAUCUCUCAUCCUCACUUCUUCAAUGCUGAUCCUGUGCUGCUGGACUAUGUGCAGGGCCUUCAUCCAAGUGAGGACGACCAUGGCCUCUUCAUCGACAUCCACCCACAAACAGGGGUGCCUCUAAAUGUGUCAAUCCGCCUGCAGCUCAACCUUUACAUGAAGAGCGUGUCAGGAAUUACAGAAACUGGGAAGAUUUCGGAAGUGGUGAUGCCCAUGAUCUGGUUCGAAGAGAGUGGAUAUAUAGAUGGUCCCAUCCUUAACACAUUCCACACAAACCUGGUUGUUCUUCCUGCUUUGAUGGAGUGGAUGCAGUAUGGCUUCAUUGCUCUGGGUCUGGCAUCUAUAAUCAUCGCUGUCGUGGUGCAUCGAAAACUGAAGAAGUCUCAUGCAAAAGCUCAAAUUGUGACAAAUGUAGCAACAGUUUCUGCCACUGUGUUGGAGAAUCCCGGGGCCAAAGAUAAACAGCCAGUAAAGGGCUCACAUGCACAUGAGCCAGAGGAGAAAUAUAUCAUGAAUAACUCAGACAAAUAAAUGUGAAGCUGGCACCACAUCGGAUGAACACCAAAGCACUUCGACUGAUGAGAGAGACCCUCUACUACAAAAUGAGACUGACUGACGCACAAAUUUACAUUCAUACACAUGCACAUAUCAGAUGUGGUCUAUUUGCACAGGUAUCAUUUUACUAUUUUGAACUAACUGCUACAUGGUGCUCUGUCUAGGAGAUGUAAAGUUAACUGUAUUGACUUUGUAAAGGUUAUGGAAUUCUCAGCCAAAGACUAGUGUUUACUUUAUUAAAUAUGUGGAGGCUGUAAUGGUGGUUUGUCUCUGCAGUGUGACAGGAGAUGCCACUUUCUGAAUAUAAAGUGCAAACAAACUACAUUGAGUUACUUGAUAGUUGUUGACUUGUGUUCAUGCUCUGCUCAGUGUUAAAUGCUCAUCAGUGCUGAUCUGAAGCAAUCAAUUUAUGUCACUCAUCAGUCACAGUAACAAACACUAACUGUGGAGUGUGUUUUACUGUGAAUAUAAUGUUUCUGUGUCAACAAGGGAACUAACAGGGAGAAAUACCCUUUCUGUGUAGAGUAUUUUACUGCCAAUGUGCCUUUAACUAUAGAGUAAAACAUUUCUUUGUCAGUUCUACAUUUUUGCAUUUCAUGUAACUACGAUAAAAGUUUAUAUUCUGUUUUAAAAUAGUUGUCGAGUCUCUGGCAGACUGAAGCGCUCUGUUUAUCAGCGAGCGUUGAAACAAUGGAUGCACUCCUAUUUGUUAAACUGCUGUCCUCUGGAAUGAUAUGAAUGUAUUUCAUUGACAUGGAUGUAAAUGAUGCCAUUUGGGGUUGAAAACCUCAUUAAUAAAUAAGUGAGUGAAUUCACAGAAAAACUUGAUGAU
Molecule: messenger RNA, 2603 nt
Organism: Sphaeramia orbicularis (orbiculate cardinalfish)
Lineage: Eukaryota; Metazoa; Chordata; Actinopteri; Kurtiformes; Apogonidae
Gene: scarb1
Product: scavenger receptor class B, member 1
Exons: 14
Coding region: 197-1747 (516 amino acids)
Biological process (GO): cholesterol efflux; cholesterol import; recognition of apoptotic cell
Cellular component (GO): caveola; cytoplasm
Molecular function (GO): low-density lipoprotein particle binding; scavenger receptor activity; lipid binding
Source: RefSeq, a predicted model, not a curated record